UUCGAAGCAAUCUCGUACACCUGGGGCAGCGCCGCCCAGCCCAGCUUCAUCGUCGUGCACGGAAACGACAACAAGCGCUACCGCAUCCCCGUCACGCAAAACGCCUUCAGCGUCCUCCAGAACCGGAGCAGCACGCGCGCUCGCCUGGUCUGGAUCGACUCCAUCUGCAUCAACCAGCACGACGCCGCGGAAAAGACGCACCAGGUCAGCCUCAUGCGGCACAUCUACCAGCGGGCGACGCGCGUCGUCGUCUGGCUGGGCGGCAGCACCAUCGAAGGCGCCGGCGAGGAGGCCCGCAACGCUAAGAGCAUGCUCUACGAGGUCGCCUUCCUGGCGUGGUUCUACCAGCCGCGCGUCCUGGCAGACCGGCUGCACGCGCGGUACGCGCACCACUGGGUCGCCGAGCCGCUGCGGUCGCGGUGGCGGGCGCUGAUCGCCCUGUUCGCGAACCCCUACUGGAACAGGCUGUGGGUCGUGCAGGAGAUUGCGCUCGCG
This is a messenger RNA of Lasiosphaeria miniovina, 495 nucleotides long. RefSeq names its product heterokaryon incompatibility. The transcript has a single exon. The annotation marks the transcript as partial. The record is from RefSeq and is a predicted model, not a curated record. NCBI's taxonomy places the organism in Eukaryota, Fungi, Ascomycota, Sordariomycetes, Sordariales, Lasiosphaeriaceae.